Molecule: messenger RNA, 2913 nt
Organism: Cladocopium goreaui
Lineage: Eukaryota; Dinophyceae; Suessiales; Symbiodiniaceae
Source: the annotation of a GenBank genome assembly
AUGCGAGCAACUGGCAAUAGACUUGGUGCACACCUUCCGCUUGUGGCUCCCCUCAAAGGGGUGGGACCAAAGUCGUGGGGCAAAACUUUCAUCAAACUUGCAGUCAAAGUUGGUCUUCCUUUUCAAGCCUGGCGACCCAUGUGCCCAAUGCUGCCAGCACCCAAUUUGAUGGGAGACUGGACGUCGAGGGCAACCACCCCGGGGGAGAUUGGCAAGUGGAUCCUCCAGCUUUUGAUUGGUAGCAACUUUGAUUCAACUGGCUUCACUCCGCAUGGUUGCAAGGCUACUACUUUGACAAUGUUGGCCAAGUAUGGUGCUGAUAGUGACACUCGCCUGAUUCUGGGCCACCACCAGACAAGGUCUGGCAUGAUGGUGUCACAAAGGGAUGGUGCAUUGGCAUCGACAGAAGUCCCCUUACCUGUGGCCAACUCUGUGCCUCUUGACGAUGGUCCUCAGCUUGGGACAGAAGAGGCCUCGGAAUUGCCAGUGAAUAUUGGCAGCGAUGCCGGGUGUGAUCAAUCAGUUGCGCAAAGUAACUCCCAGGCUGAUGUUGACUCUGACUCUGAUUCUUCCUCAAGCAGCUCAAGCUCUGACAGCUGCCUGGACGAAGUGGUUGAAGACUAUGCCAAGAAUGGCGCAGUGCAAGGAACCUCACCAACUGAUGAGGCACUGAAGGGCCUACUAUCCGAUGAUACGGAUACGGUCACUGUUGGCCAGCUGUCCUCCAUCCGGCGCUUGACUUUUGAUGCCCAAACGCUGUCAGCUGCUCAGGUCAAACACAUCUUAGCUGGCAGUGAAGCUGCGAAGAAGGCCGAACUAGUCCCAGCAGAGAGAACACAGAGAAUCCAGGACCAGAGAAAUCGUUUAGCAGGCAUGGACCUGACUGGCCCAUACGAAUGCAGCUAUGCCUCCUAUGAUUACGUUGCAAAAAUGAUAGAGCAAAAUGCACCUUCCUACUUGGAACCACACCGCUUCACUACAAGGUCGGCGGAAGUUGCACGCGAAAAACCUGGGAAAGAGCUUGCGUUGGACCAGAUGCACCUCACAGUCAAAGACAUGGAAAACAAGGAUAAGUGCCCCAUGCAAGGGGACCUCCAGAUCUUUCAAGCCUUCACUCGAAGGGCAUUGGCUUGUGACCUCAUGGGGGUUUGCACUUUUCGCUGCAUGGAGAAGUGGCACAGAUUUCUCAUGGACUCCAUGCAGGUACAUGCUCCACCUGGCUACAAAUCACCAACGGUCGAACAAAUUCUUCGCGCGGACCGUGCAGGCUGGAUUCGCAUUGCAGAAAAAGUUGAUGGCUUGCGCAGACGUCCAGAUGGCACUUUGCCACUCGACGAGGCCUUGGACAACCUCAAGACCGACCCAACAACAAUCUUUCAUAUGAUGCCCUUGCCCAUGCCAAGAGCCGCUGACAAACCAACGAAGCCAGCACCAAUCAAGAAGGACGGGGCACCUGACAAGACCCCAAAACCCAACAACUUUUCCAAGGGCAAAGGCAAAGGCAAAAACCGUGGCAAAGCCAACAACAAGGGACGUAUGCCAGUCGAACUGGUGGGUCUCAAUCAAAUGACGAAGACUGGCAAGCGGAUCUGCUACAACUACAAUCUCAGCCGAGGUUGCAAUUUCGCAGAGGCAGGAAAAGACUGCAACAAAGGAAGCCACGUGUGCAUGAAAUGCUUUGGAUUGCAUCCAGUUCACCAGUGCCCUCCUGGGCAAACGGUCUUUUCUGGAACAGGUGGACUGACUGCAGCAGUUAGGCACUUGGGCCUACAACAUAGCCUGGGAGUUGAUGCUCAUGUCACAAAACGAGUGAAAGCCCCGAUCAUCAGAUUGGACCUUACAUCCCAUCAUGGCCAAGAACUCCUGUGGAAAGUUCUUGGUCACCCUAAUCUUGCGGCCGUUCAUUUGGGGCCACCAUGUGGGACAAGCUCACGUGCACGUGAGAUCCGACGUGACCAUGGACCUGACCCUAAACCACUCCGGUCCACACAGUUCCCAGACGGCCUACCGACUCUGCGGGGACUUGAUGCAAAACGUGUGCAUUCAGCCAACAUACUCUACGACCUCUCUGGAGAAAUUAUGGCCUGGUGUACUACCUCAGGGGUCCUAUGCACACUUGAGAACCCAGUGCGUUCUCACAUGUGGAACAUUUCUUUCCUCACCAAGCACUUCCGAGGUCUACAUUCACUGCAUGAAGUUUGUUUUCACUCUUGCAUGUACCAAGCAGCUCGCAAGAAGAGAACCAAGCUCUUGUGCAACCACCCCGCUUUUCUCAGCCUGACGGCUGAAUGCGACGGGCAACACACACAUCUGCCGUGGGGUCGAUGCAACACCGGGUGGGCCACAGCCUCCGAGACGGAGUACCCCCACAACCUCUGCAAGGCCAUGGCCAGGAUAUAUCACGAACUCUUGGUGAAAUUCCAAGCCAUUGAUGUGCCACAACAGCUGGAUCAGGACAAUCACAUCUCCUUGACCCAGUCCAGCCGAGCCGCACUUGGACAUCAACCUCGUGGCAAACGUCUCAAACCCUUGGUUCGUGAAUACGCACAGAUCCUGAAACUUUCUGGACCUGGCCAUUUCAUCAAUAACCUGCCCCUGCAGUGCUCAGAAGCAAUACCAAUCCCACAGUGUUGCACAGUGCACCCACCAGUACAUGCCCUACCUCAACAUGCCUUGAUCAAUGGGAAAUUGAAUUUGGAGUUGCCUGGAAACCCGAAGCAUUCAUCAGACAAGCAGCAGGAUCUUCCCAUCCAGGCCACUUCAUGGAUGGAGUACACCCGGUGCUACAAAACUUUUCGAGCACAGAGCAAAGAGAUCUUCUGCAGCCAUAGCCAAAGAUCGUUCAGAGCAGAUGAGAAAGUGGUUCCUGAGAGCCCAAGAGCUGAGACAACAAGGAGCGGACGGUCUCCAUGA